Molecule: messenger RNA, 492 nt
Organism: Salvia miltiorrhiza (redroot sage)
Lineage: Eukaryota; Viridiplantae; Streptophyta; Magnoliopsida; Lamiales; Lamiaceae
Product: expansin-A15-like
Exons: 4
Coding region: 1-492 (163 amino acids)
Biological process (GO): plant-type cell wall organization
Cellular component (GO): extracellular region
Source: RefSeq, a predicted model, not a curated record
AUGGCCUUCAUCGGCUCGUGCGGGUACGGGAACCUCUACAGCCAGGGGUACGACACGAACACCGCCGCGCUUAGGGGUGUAACCGCGCUGACCACGGCCCUGUUCAACAACGGCCUCAACUGUGGCUCUUGCCACGAGAUCCGGUGCGCCAGCGAGAAGCAGUGGUGCCUCCCCAGUUCAAUCACGGUGACCGCCACCAACUUCUGCCCGCCGAACAACGCCCUUCCCAACAAUACCAGCGGCUGGUGCAACCCUCUCCUCCACCACUUCGACCUCUCUCAGCCCGUCUUCCAGCACAUCGCUCAGUACAAAGCCGGAAUCGUCCCCGUUUAUUGCCGAAGGGUGGCCUGCAACAGGAAGGGCGGGAUAAGGUUCACCAUUACCGUGCCUUCGCCUCCAGUUUCGACCUCCGGCAACAACAGCGAAAGUCGUCGCCGCUUUCCCUCUCUCUUCCCGACUCUCUCUCUCGCCUCUCCUCACAGAUCAAAAUAG